Molecule: messenger RNA, 1388 nt
Organism: Argentina anserina (silverweed cinquefoil)
Lineage: Eukaryota; Viridiplantae; Streptophyta; Magnoliopsida; Rosales; Rosaceae
Product: protein LIGHT-DEPENDENT SHORT HYPOCOTYLS 4-like
Exons: 1
Coding region: 414-1049 (211 amino acids)
Biological process (GO): mRNA transcription; response to light stimulus
Cellular component (GO): nucleus
Source: RefSeq, a predicted model, not a curated record
CGAACCAUUUAAGCAAAACACAAAAAAGUACUUGAAAACUGUGUCUCUGUGAGAGAAAGAGUCAAGAGGUACAGUCCUUCAAAGCUCUCCCAUCAAUCUCAUCACAUAUUCACAUCCACAACAAAGAUCACCACACUCUUUUUCUUGCUUCACCAUUUCCAGCUUCAUUUCCCUGUCUCUCUCUCCUCCAUCCAUCCCUUUUCAGAAUAUGGAAUUCCGUCUGUAAUAUCAAUCAAUAAUUACGGUCUGUUUUGUUUCCUUGUUUUCAUAAUCAGACACUAGAAAUCAAUCAGAGAUUCAUCCAGUACAGUUCUCCGGACCACUCUUUUUCCAAAGUUAUUAAAUCCAAACUCUCUCUUCUCUGUGGUGAGAAUCAGAAACCCUAAAAGAAGAAAAAGGAGAUUAGUAAAUCCAUGGAUUCAAUCCCAGAGAUGGAUGACUCCCCCAACUCUACAGAACACAAAAUUCAGAACCAUAACCUAAUCAUGACCACACCUGGCAUGAUGAUAACCAGCAGCGCAGCUGGUUCUGGUGUGACACUAGCAGUCUCGGCUUCUUCUUCUUCAUCUUCCCCUGCUUCCAGUAGUCGUUACGAGAACCAAAAGCGCCGUGACUGGAACACCUUCGGGCAGUACCUGAACAACCACCGCCCUCCGCUCUCCCUCUCCCGCUGCAGCGGUGCUCAUGUUCUCGAAUUCCUCCGCUACCUCGACCAGUUCGGGAAGACUAAAGUCCACACUCCAAUCUGUCCCUUCUAUGGUCACCCCAAUCCGCCAGCCCCCUGCCCCUGCCCGCUGCGUCAGGCCUGGGGAAGCCUGGAUGCCCUCAUCGGUCGGCUUCGGGCCGCCUUCGAAGAAAACGGAGGCAAGCCGGAAGUUAAUCCUUUCGGAGCUAGAGCCGUUAGGCUCUAUCUUCGUGAGGUCCGGGACUUGCAGUCCAAAGCAAGAGGAAUUAGCUACGAGAAGAAGAAGCGGAAGCGCCCCCCGCUGCCACAACAGUUGCCACCACCACCUCAGCACCACCCUCCUCCGGGUGCCAGCUGUCAGUAAGCUCAAGUUAUAGCUCUAACGAUGAUCCAUUGAUAUAAUCAAUGGAAAAUGAUGAGCUAUACGAGUUGAGAUAAAAUCGAUCAGUCCCGCUUUAGCAGAUGGUAUUUUCUUUCUUAAAUUCCUGUCUUUUUUUUUUUCUACUUAGCUGAGUCUAUGCCGGUAUGGUACUUGGGUGUUGUCUAGGGUUUAGCAGUUAAUUUUAUGUGGUUGUUGGUAGCCACUCUGAGCACUACUAGAGAGACUACUUGUGUUUCAGUUUAUGUGCUUAAUUUUCUGUGUCUUCUAUUUGCUAUGAGCAUGGAUCGAAAGUAACUAUUGUUCCUUAUUAUCUUUUUGUGA